GUCAGAACCAACUCUGCCAGAACUCUUGAGAAGAGUCAGAAGUUUAUGGCAACCAAGCAAAUGCUGAAUUAAGAAAAAGGCCACUUAAAAACGCACAGCCAUGAAACGCAACGCCCAGCUCUGGUGCCCUGUCCAGAAAGGCACCUACGAGAUGACCCGGAAGACUCGGCGGCAGCGCCAGGCCUGCGCCUGCCGCCUGCGCAAGCUCCUGGAGAACGGCUGCAGGAAAGACAUGGUCAUGUCUGACGUGGCCGUGGAGCAGGAGCGGGCCUUGAUCAGGAGGAAGAGGAGAGAACAGAUUGGGACUCAGCCCCCUGGAGCCAAGGCUCUGACUGAAGAGCAGCGGAUGAUGAUCAGGGAGUUGAUAACCGCUCAGGUGAAAACCUCUGAUGGCAUCUUCACGCGCUUCAAGAAUUUCCGGCUCAGAGAACUGGUAGCCAGUGGCCUCCAAAAUUCGGAGUCUCUGCAGACUCAGUCGAAUGAAGAAGCUGCCAAGUGGUACAAGAUCAGGGAAGAUCUACGUUCAGUGAAGGCCUCCCUGCAGCUGCGGGGGGAAGACGGCAGCAUCUGAAACUACAAGCCCACAGCCGACAAUAGUGGGAAAGAGAUCUCUUCCCUGUUGCCCCACAUGGCUGACACGUCAACCUACGUGUUCAAAGGCAUCAUCAACUUUGCCAAAGUCAUUUCCUAUUUCAGGGACCUGCUCAUUGAGGACCAGAUCUCCCUGCUGAAGGCGGACGCCUUUGAGCUGUGCCCGCUGAGAUUCAACACGAUGUUCAACGCAGAGACCAGGACCUGGGAGUGUGGUCAGCUGUCCUACUGCUUGGAAACCCUGCAAGGUGGCUUCCAGCAGCUUCUGCUGGAGCCCGUAUUGAAAUUCCACUACAUGCGGAAGAAGCUGCAGCUGCAUAAGGAGGAGUAUGUGUUGAUGCAGGCCAUCUCCCUCUUCUCUCCAGACCGCCCGGGUGUGGGGCAGUGCCGCUUGCUGGACCAGCUGCAGGAGUGGUUCGCCAUUACUCUGAAGGCCUACAUCAAGUGCAACCGGCCCCGGCCCGCCCACCGGUUCCUGUUCCUGAAGAUCAUGGCUAUGCUCACCGAGCUCCGCAGCAUCAACGUCCAGCACACCCAGCGGCUGCUGCACACCCAGGACAUUCACCCCUUCGCUACCCCACUCACGCAGAAGUUGUUCAGCAUCACAAAUGGCUGAGCGGCCGCCCCACGGCAGUCAGAGCCAGAGCCCUGGGAGCCAGAGCCACCACUCCUGGGGCCACACAGACAGACACUGACAAUGCCGGGCAGGUCCUGCCUCUCCAGGGAACUCACAAAGACAGCCGUGAGGGUGGCAGGCUAGCCUUCCUCAGCCCCCAGCUCAGCCUGGGGAGAGCCAAGCCCUAGAGCCUUACAUGAAGAGUAUGCUGGCCCCUUGGUCAGGCCUAUCGAGAGGCAAGGGCACCCUCCCCUUAGAAAAGGCCCUGGGUCUGGAGAUCUAGUAUCUUGGUGGGAGAGGGGAUAGGGGAUACGGUGCCUGGGGCUGGGGCAUCUGAGGGUCUAUGCCCACACCCAAGUUCGUUAGCUUCUUGGGUAUUUUCACUGCUACAUCUGCUACCCCUGUCUCCCACUCGCCAGCCGUUCCCAACCCACAGCCUCCUGUCCUGAGUUGCUCCGUGGGUUUCAGGCCUGUGUCCACCAGCAGGUGCAUUAGCGUCUGAGGGAGUCUUUUAGAGAGAGGCCAGAAGGCCUGCACCAAAUGUCACAAGCUUGUCAUUACCUGUCUCUGUGUUUAUUCUUCCCUCCUUCUGGGCACCUCAUUCUGUGUCUCUGCAUCCAUUAAAACACAUCAUUAAGCACCAACAAUGUGCAACCUGCUGUGGGGAAUACAUGCUGACUGACAUGGAUCCUGACCUCGAAGGGGUUAUACAUGUGUGUGACUUGGUGCAGGUUUG
This is a messenger RNA of Lagenorhynchus albirostris (white-beaked dolphin), 1943 nucleotides long. It is a transcript of the gene NR1I2, whose product is annotated as nuclear receptor subfamily 1 group I member 2. Lineage: Eukaryota; Metazoa; Chordata; Mammalia; Artiodactyla; Delphinidae. The record is from RefSeq and is a predicted model, not a curated record. Gene Ontology annotation, biological process: positive regulation of transcription by RNA polymerase II; cell differentiation; negative regulation of transcription by RNA polymerase II. Gene Ontology annotation, molecular function: nuclear receptor activity; RNA polymerase II cis-regulatory region sequence-specific DNA binding.